This is a messenger RNA of Cavenderia fasciculata, 1581 nucleotides long. RefSeq lists its product as uncharacterized. Bases 1 to 1581 code for a protein of 526 amino acids. NCBI's taxonomy places the organism in Eukaryota, Evosea, Eumycetozoa, Acytosteliales, Cavenderiaceae. The transcript has a single exon. The record is from RefSeq and is a predicted model, not a curated record.
AUGAUUGAAACACUACCAAAUACAGUGAUUAAAUUAAUCAUUGAAGAGAUUGAUGGAAACACUGACAAGAUAUGUUUUCUAUUGACUUGCAAGAAACUAUUUCAUAUGAUUGACAAUCAUGGUGGUGUACGGUUCUCAUUAUAUGACAUUGCAUCGGAUGAUGCUUUGUACGAGUAUACUGUACUCAAAUAUGGUCCUUUUAAACUAAACACUUUCAAGAAACCAAUUGAAGAGUCUACUAGUCACCUAUUGAUGUUUGACCGUAAUCUAUCGUUGGCAGAUCAAAUGACACCAACCACCACUCAUUUACUGUUUCCCAACAAACUAACGGAUUGUUCAAACAUCAAACAAGCCGCAGUCGACAAAGAUAUUCAAUUGGUUCAUGUCACCCUUGGUUCUGGAUCUAAAGACAAUCAUCGUAGUAUUGACAUGCUUCCCGAUCGAUUAGACUCUCUCAAUGUUGCUUUCUCAAAGCCAUUAGAGAGUCAUCAAUCACUACCACACCUCAAUAGAUUGAUUAUUGGUACAACAAAUAGAUUCCCAUUUCAUCAAGGACUAUUUAAAUACGGGUUAAAAGAAUUGAUUAUCGAAAGGUACUCUGACUUUAACAAAUCGUUUCAACCGGGCUUCUUGCCAAACACUUUAACCAAGUUGGUACUACCUGCAUCAUUUGAUCACGAUAUUGGUGUUCUUCCUCCACAUCUCAAGUAUCUCAAGUUAAAUGAACAGUUUUCUCAAACUAUUACAAAAGGUACCCUGCCAGAUAGUCUAGAGACUCUACUCAUGCCAAGUGGACGUUGGGGUCACGAAGCUCUACCAGAAUCACUUUGCUAUCUAUCUGCGUCAAUUACAGAUUACUCUCAACUAGAUUCACUUCCCAAGGGACUAGAGAAGGUUAAACUCGAUAUUCAAUGUCCUCUACCACUUCCACUCGUGUCACCACUGACCAAUGUUCCCAUCCAAUACCUCACCAUCAAAUCAAUCGACGAUGAUUUUAAACCAGAAUAUCUAAACAAGAAUGUUAAACGACUUGGAGUAAACAAGAUUAGAUUAUCAUCAAGAGAUUUGACCAAAGUAUUACCAGACACUUUGGAACAAUUAUUAUUCUUGUCUUUGAAAAUCAAUCUUGGUGAUGAUGUUACAGCCAAAACAAUUCUACCCAAAUCAAUCAAAAGACUACAAAUUACAAGAGAAGAGUUUGAAAAGUUAGAUCCAGAACAAGCCAAACAACUAGAGUAUGUUUCCUUUUUAGAUUCGCCAGAAACAAUGUUUCAUCACUGUUCAGUUCCACUACCACCAACCGUUGAAUGUGGUCUUAUGAUUAAUGGUCAUAAACAAUUGGAUAUGGAAUACUUUAGAACAGUCCGACAUUUAAAAGUACACUUUAGAGUAUUAAAACCAAUUCUAAAGUUUCAUUUUGAUGUUAGAGAUUUGGGUCACAGUAUCCUAUUGAUGACAAGGUCAACUCUUAGAGGUGGAUUAUUAUCAAUCGAUCGAAAAGAUAUUGAAAUAUCUAAACUCAUUUAUUUUGAAUUUAUUAAAAAAGUAAUUCAUAAUCAAUAUCAAGAAUUUAAUAAAUAA